CCUACCCUCACUAGGAGGAAGUAGGAGUAAUCUGAAGGUGAGAGACAGGAGACAGCAACUUAAUGAAGUCAGAAUAGACAAACUGAGAACAGCAGUUCAUCAUGACAAGUCUUCAAAGAGUGUUCUUUAGCCUGUCUGCUGCUCUGUGGAGUGUAUCUAUUGCAGAUGAGAUCGUAGUAUCAGGAUAUGAGGGAGGAGAAGCAGAGAUCAGUUGCUCUUAUGGCCAUGGGUAUGAGAAUUACAAAAAGUACCUCUGUAAUAGGGGCUGUGACAACUCUGAUAUUGUCAUUGAAACUCAAUUGGGAGUUCACCACACUAAGAAAGGCAGCUUUUCUCUGCAUGAUGACAUAAAGAGAAGAGUCUUCACUGUGAAUGUCACGAAACUGACCCUACAGCAUGCUGGGAUAUACUGGUGCGCUGUGAGCAGAUAUGGGAAAGACAUCUAUACAGAAGUCAGACUGCAAGUAGUCAAAGACUGGUGCUGUGACAACCGUGCCCUCGUCCAGGGCAACAGCCAAGCUUCUGUGUCAGUAAGCUGUCCCUACAAGCCUCAGCACAAGGAGAGUCAGAAGUACUUCUGCAUAGGGACCCGACCCUCAACAUGUCUACAACAGGCUAUAGUCACAUCCAAACACAACACUGGGAGGUUCUCUCUCCAUGACAACAACGCAGAUGGAGUGUUCACCGUGACAAUCACUGGGCUGACCCAAAAGGAUUCUGGGAUGUAUAUGUGUGGCAUCCGUGUCGAUCGAGGUUUGGAUGUCUACUCUGUGGUUCAUCUAGAGGUCAAAGAAACAACAACGCCUCUGUCUCCAUCUCCAAUGACCCUAGUGACCUCAGUGACCUCUACAUCAUCAUUAUCAUCAGCAUCAACAUCAUCAUCACUAAUGCCACCUUCAUCAGCAGGCUUCACCAUCAGGACCUAUGUGUUUAUUGCGUUCACUGUGAUGACUUUUUCUGUGAGUCUGUCUGUGUUGAUGUUGGCACUCAUCAUAAUAUACAGAUGCAAGAGGAUCCAGGGGUCUGCAGAACCACACAGAGAAACAGGGCUGUCUGAGUCGGUGUAUGAGGAUGUUUAUGAGAAUACAGAAGCUGUGUGUGUGAAUGUGAAACUGGCUUCCUGUAAGGAACAAUACUCCUCCCAACCUUAUGAGGAUGUUGAUGAUGAUGGUAACGCCCAACAGGAGUCUGUCUAUCAAGACAUCACACCUUAUGACAACAUCUAUCAAAGCCUCAAUAUCACUACCACAGACAGACACUGAGUGUGUGUGUGUGUGUGUGUGUGUGUGUGUGUGUGUGUGUGUGUGUGUGUGUGUGUGUGUGUGUGUGUGUGUGUGUGUGUGUGUGUGUGUGUGUGUGUGUGUGUGUGUGUGUGUAAUAGUAGUAAGGUAGUGCUAAACGAUGAUGCAGUGGCAUAUGAGUUUCAGAGGGGGAUGCUGUUUUUUUUUGUCAAAAAAUAAGAGGAAUGGCUGCUCAACUGAGAAUAAUAUAAGACAGGCUGAUUGGACAUUGAAUGUGUGUGAUCAGUGAGAACUGACAAGUUACCAAGUUGCACAGGGGCAGACUUGACAGUUCUGGCAAAUGCCCGAUGGCCUGGUCCAUUUUUUGCCUUGUGGCCUGUCAUUAUCUGGCUAAUAAUGGGGUCCUCAAGGAAGAAAAUGGGCUGGUGGGUUAGAAAUGCCAGCGCCGAUUUCCCAGUCUGCCCCUGCACACACACACUUUGGACAAUUACAUGUAUUCUGAAUUAAACUUAUUGAAUGCCAAUAUUGUGUAGUAUACCUUGAUUAAUGGUGAAAGACCUGUAUAGGUGUCUGACCUACUAAUUUACUUCAG
Oncorhynchus masou masou (cherry salmon) is the source of this 1833-nucleotide messenger RNA. RefSeq names its product CMRF35-like molecule 5. Gene Ontology annotation, molecular function: transmembrane signaling receptor activity. Lineage: Eukaryota; Metazoa; Chordata; Actinopteri; Salmoniformes; Salmonidae. Gene Ontology annotation, cellular component: plasma membrane. The transcript is spliced from 7 exons. The record is from RefSeq and is a predicted model, not a curated record. Bases 102 to 1262 code for a protein of 386 amino acids.